AUGGCCGACCAUAUUAGAACUGUCGGUGUUGUCGGCACAGGUGUGAUCGGGUCAAGCUGGAUCGCGCUUUUCCUUGCGCGCGGACUACAUGUCGUAGUCUCGGACCCAGCGCCAGGUGCACGAGAGAAACUGGACCAGUCCAUCCAGGCUACUUGGCCGACAAUGAGGAAGAUAGGUCUCAGCGACAAUGCUUCACCGACAAACUACAGAUUCGUUGACGAUGUCGUCGAUCACUUGGAUGAAGUCCAGUUCGUCCAAGAGAACGCUCCGGAGAAGAAGGAAUUCAAAGCACAGCUUUUUGGGCGACUUGACGCAAAAGCAGCUCCAAAUACUGUCAUCGCUUCCUCCUCGUCCGGGAUACCGUCCUCGCAGUUCAUCGACCAGUGCCACAGGGCUCCAGAACGCGUAUUGAUCGGCCACCCCUUCAACCCACCGCACUUGAUGCCCCUUGUCGAGGUCGUUCCUCACACCGGAACGACCAAAGACGCAUCAAACACGGCACUGGAGUUCUACAGAUCUCUGGGGAAGAGCCCCAUCCUGAUACACCAAGAAACGCCUGGCUUCGUCGCCAACCGUCUGCAAGCAGCCGUCAUACGCGAGGCUAAGAGCCUGGUGUUCCGCGGUGUAGUGUCGGCGAGGGAUGUUGAUGCGGCGAUGACGAAUAGCUUAGGCCCGCGAUGGGCUAUCAAUGGGCCAUUCAUGAGCCAGGUACUGGGCGGGGGAGGCGGUAAGGACGGAUUCUUAAAACUCCAGCGCCACCUUGGACCUAUGAUCAAAGAGUGGCUAGAUGACAUGGACGAGCAUCGAACAGCACUGACCGAGGAAGGUAUUCAGAUGGUCGAUCACAGUGUGCAAGACAUGGUUGUGGACGUUGAUCUUGGAAUGAUUGCGAGGCACAGGGAUGAUGCGAUUCUGGACCUUCUCACUACGAAACGGAGAGUCGAGGAAUCCUAGAGAUCUUUUCGAGGUCUCGAAAGUUGAUACUGUAGGCAGCAGAUCGAUUCUGAGGAAUA
This is a messenger RNA of Pseudovirgaria hyperparasitica, 1013 nucleotides long. RefSeq lists its product as uncharacterized. The coding region runs from base 1 to 954 and encodes 317 amino acids. NCBI's taxonomy places the organism in Eukaryota, Fungi, Ascomycota, Dothideomycetes, Acrospermales, Acrospermaceae. The transcript has 2 exons. Gene Ontology annotation, molecular function: NAD+ binding; oxidoreductase activity, acting on the CH-OH group of donors, NAD or NADP as acceptor. The record is from RefSeq and is a predicted model, not a curated record. Gene Ontology annotation, biological process: fatty acid metabolic process.